AUGGCCUUAAUUCAUAAUCAGAAUGAUUUACAAAACAUGUUUAGUAAAGCGGGAAAGAUAACUUCAGAGAAAUAUAUAGUUUUUCAACGAAAAGAGGAGAUCAUUAACAAUAGGCCCAGGUAUUUCAAAGGGAAAUCUUCAUCAGCUGCAUCUUCAGAAGAGGUUAAUCAACAAGUAGAUAAGAAAAUGCCAGAAAUAUCAAAUAAGAAAUCAUAAGAAUAAAUAACAGAAGCAGAAUUGAUUUAACGCAAAAAUCAAGUCAAACUUUCCUAGCCAUUUUCAAGACAACUGUCCAGAUAAGUAGGCCAUUAUACAAAACUAAGUAAAGACAGCAAACCAUCUUGCGGGCAAUAUCAUGUUAAAUACAGUGAGCUUGACAAGGCAGUUCAUUCAAUACAUGAUUAUGACAAAUCACUCAAGUAAACUAUUCCUCUAGAAGUGCCUGGAAAGCAUGGAGAGCCUGAGAAUACUGAGUAAGUAAUGAAUAAAUACAUUUUUAGCAAACCAAUAGUAGAUAGGCCUCGAUUUUCUAGAACCUGUUUUAUCGAUUUAGUACGAUAAACAUAAAGACCUGACAUAUUUUUUGGAAGACCAACACCUCAUCCUGAUAGAUUUACCUAUUUAAAUGUAACGGAUUCAUGGAGCAAGAUUCCUAGAACACCUUCAGUCUAAUUAGAAAAAUAAUUGUCUAGAGAUCAAAUGAUUAUUUAUAAAAAGAAAUAAUUUGCUCCCGAUUACCAUCCAAAUUUUGAAUUUGGUAAAAAAUAAUUGGGCAGUUGUGGGGCUGCAUUCGAUAAAUUAGAAUAGAGAAAGGAUAUUAUGACUAAAAUACCACCCUAUAAUCAUGAAACUUAUUUUGAAUUUGAUGUUUAUUCUAAGGAUCCAAAAAGUAAGCUUUUUAGAACUCCCACAGCUCCAAAUUUUAAAUAAAUGUUGGAUAGGGAGUCGGAUGGGAAGUCACUUUUGCCAAGCUUUUAUAAAUAUUCAAAUACUCGUAUGGGCAUUACUCAUUUGCAUCAGAAAAUGUUAGAGGUGAACAACUUUAGAGAUGGAAGGUUUCAAACUGUUACUUCAAGCUUCUUACCAAGUAAGGGUUUCAAGAAAAGGCCGCAAUUGGAUGAAUCAAGUGAAGAGAUUGAACAAAUGGAAGAUUAAUGA
Paramecium tetraurelia is the source of this 1158-nucleotide messenger RNA. RefSeq lists its product as uncharacterized. Lineage: Eukaryota; Ciliophora; Oligohymenophorea; Peniculida; Parameciidae. The record is from RefSeq and is a predicted model, not a curated record. The transcript is spliced from 5 exons.